CUCUGGAAGCAGCCAAGACAUCCCUGGCUGCCGCAGGGGUGGUAGGAGGAUUAGGUGACAGUCCCCUAACUGAGCCCGGAACUAACACCCUCCUCCCCCUCACUCGAGCACCCUGGCUUGUCCCCCGCCAAGCCUGCCAAAGCUCAGAAUAACCCUGGGGGACCAGACAGCAGGAUGGCAGGGGCUCUGCUCAGCGCCCUGCUCCUCUUGCAGCUCCUCGCCCCAGGCAGAGGUUCCGGGAAGAAUGAGGAGCUGCGUCUCUACCACCAUCUCUUCGACAACUAUGACCCAGGACGCCGGCCUGUGCGGGAGCCCAAGGACACUGUCACCGUCUCCCUCAAAGUCACCCUGACCAACCUCAUCUCACUGAACGAGAAGGAGGAGACCCUGACCACCAGCGUCUGGAUUGGAAUCGACUGGUCUGAUUACCGGCUCAACUACAGCAAGGCCGACUUUGGGGGCAUAGGAACGCUGCGGGUCCCUUCAGAACACGUGUGGCUGCCAGAGAUUGUGCUGGAAAACAACAUCGACGGCCAGUUCGGCGUGGCCUAUGAAGCCAACGUGCUGGUCUCCGAGGGCGGCUACGUGAGCUGGUUGCCCCCGGCCAUCUACCGCAGCACCUGCGCCGUGGAGGUCACCUACUUCCCCUUCGACUGGCAGAACUGCUCGCUGGUGUUCCGCUCCCAGACGUACAGUGCCGAAGAGGUGGAGUUCGUCUUUGCUGUGGACGACCUGGGCGAGACCAUCAGCAAGCUUGAAAUCGACACCGAGGCCUAUACUGAGAACGGCGAGUGGGCCAUCGACUUCUGCCCUGGGGUGAUCCGCCGCCACGAUGGUGGCUCCCCUGAUGACCCGGGGGACAGCGACGUCACCUACACGCUCAUCAUUCGCCGGAAGCCCCUCUUCUACGUCAUUAACAUCAUCGUGCCCUGCGUGCUCAUCUCGGGCCUGGUGCUGCUCGCCUACUUCCUGCCGGCGCAGGCCGGUGGCCAGAAAUGCACCGUCUCCAUCAACGUCCUGCUCGCCCAGACCGUCUUCUUGUUCCUAAUUGCCCAGAAAAUCCCGGAGACGUCUCUGAGCGUGCCGCUGCUGGGCAGGUACCUCAUUUUCGUCAUGGUGGUUGCCACGCUCAUUGUCAUGAAUUGUGUCAUCGUGCUCAACGUGUCUUUACGGACGCCCACCACUCACACUGUGUCCCCGCGGCUGCGCCACGUCUUGCUGGAGCUGCUGCCCCCUCUCCUGGGCUUUGGGGAGCCUCCGUCUCCGGAAGCUCCCAGGGCUGCCUCGCCCCCAAGGCGGGCGUCAUCCCUGGGCCUCCUACUCCGCGCCGAGGAGCUGAUACUGAAAAAGCCGCGGAGCGAGCUCGUGUUUGAGGGGCAGAGGCACCGGCACGGGACCUGGACCGCUGCCCUCUGCCAGAGCCUGGGCGCUGCCGCCCCUGAGAUCCGCUGCUGUGUGGAUGCCGUGAACUUCGUGGCUGAGAGCACGCGAGACCAGGAGGCCACGGGCGAGGAGGUGUCCGACUGGGUGCGCAUGGGGAAGGCCCUGGACAACAUCUGCUUCUGGGCAGCUCUGGUGCUCUUCCUCGUCGGUUCCAGCCUCAUCUUCCUCGGGGCCUACUUCAACCAAGUGCCCAAACUGCCCUACCCGCCGUGUAUGUAGCCCUGAGGCCCCGCGGUAGGCACUGACAGACGUUCCCACUCAUCUCCAGGAGGAAAGGUUUUGAAAAACGAGCUGCUCCCACUGCUGAUGCUAAAUCUGUACUCUGUGAGCUUCGGGAGAGGAGUCUUGUGUGCACGUGUAUGUAGGUCUGGCCACCGGCAGGGAUCAGAAGGAGCCGGCAGAGGGUUCAGGCAACCUCUUGCAUGUGAAUCUUGCAAAAAGUAAGAACUGCCCUCGCUUCCGUCUUGCGGACCUCCCAGUUUUGCUUGGGCCCCAGCCCCAUGUGAUUCUCUAGCCCUGUGAGUAUCUAAGAGAGCUUUAUUUGUUGCCAAACAGAAGAGACCCUUUGUAGGAUUUGCAUCCGGGAAGCUUGGAGCCCGGAAGGCGAGGGAAGCUGGAGUGGGCGGGGACCAAAGGGCCUCAGUGCAGAGACCCUCCCCCCCCCCUCCAGGUUUAAGGCUGAGGAUGCCCCGCCCUCCCUCGGUCAACUCCUCCUUUUCUUGGCCGGCCCCGCCCAUCCAGCCCGCUCACCGCAGAUCCCCCCAGCUGCCCCCUUGAUCCCCACUCUGCCGGCUGGCCUGGGCCCCGGGAGGUGGGGGCGGUGAGAGAAAAUAAAACGGGGCCUGAAGUGGUGGGA
Messenger RNA from Phacochoerus africanus (Common warthog), 2299 nucleotides. It is a transcript of the gene CHRNE, whose product is annotated as cholinergic receptor nicotinic epsilon subunit. The record is from RefSeq and is a predicted model, not a curated record. The coding region runs from base 175 to 1662 and encodes 495 amino acids. Gene Ontology annotation, molecular function: acetylcholine-gated monoatomic cation-selective channel activity; transmembrane signaling receptor activity. Gene Ontology annotation, biological process: nervous system process; monoatomic ion transmembrane transport; signal transduction. Gene Ontology annotation, cellular component: synapse; postsynaptic membrane; neuron projection. NCBI's taxonomy places the organism in Eukaryota, Metazoa, Chordata, Mammalia, Artiodactyla, Suidae. The transcript has 12 exons.